Messenger RNA from Rhinocladiella mackenziei CBS 650.93, 3987 nucleotides. RefSeq lists its product as uncharacterized. The record is from RefSeq and is a predicted model, not a curated record. The coding region runs from base 1 to 3987 and encodes 1328 amino acids. NCBI's taxonomy places the organism in Eukaryota, Fungi, Ascomycota, Eurotiomycetes, Chaetothyriales, Herpotrichiellaceae. The transcript has 2 exons. Gene Ontology annotation, cellular component: EMC complex. Gene Ontology annotation, biological process: protein folding in endoplasmic reticulum.
AUGAGGUGGUAUGGAGUUCUUCUCGUACUAUCUUUCUUGUUUCUCUCAACUAAUGCCAUCUUUGCCGACGAUGCCUUCCAUAUAGAUUAUCACCAUGCCCUUCUCGGCAGCCCGCUGCCUCACACCACCUUCUUCCAUAAACCUCACGCCUCUACGAAUGCUUCUCUCCUUUAUACGAUUUCAGAUAAGGCUGUUCUGGGCGCCGUCAAUCCAAAAGAUGGCUCGUUGUUGUGGCGCCAUGCACUCGCAGGCCAACCCGUUGAUAAUACCUCGAGUUCCUUUUUGGUUUCUGGAGAAAGAGAUGGCCGACUCAUAACCGGAUACGAUAGGACCGUCGCAUGUUGGGAUGCGCUAGAUGGAAAAUUGAUAUGGGAUUACAUGGUUCCUGAAGGUACCGCAAUUCAUGGGUUGCUGGCUCUCCCCGUUUCCACUCCCGGUUCCCCCGGUGCUAGGCAGGAUGUUGUGGUUUUGGCGACACCUCUGCAUUCGGAUGCGCACGCUACCCUCAGCCGGAUUGCUGGCGACGGAAGCGGCUUGAAAUGGCAGUAUGUAGAUUCCAGCACCGCCCAUGGCUCCUCCAUAUCGAUUGCAACAUCCCCCAAACAUGUCUACUAUGUUACGAAGUCCCACGGUCUGUUGGCCAGCAGCAAGGCGAAGGUUGUCACCCUGGAUAAUGCCACUGGUCAUGAGGUCAGCCAGACCAGUAUUGCAGUGGACUCAGAAGCAUUGGGGGCCGAUGGCCAAUAUGCUACUGCCGCUUGUUCCAGUUUUCCGUUCUUGAUCUCCGCCGAGAAGCCCUUCAAGUCAAUCAAAUUCAGUCUGCUGAGCAAUCCAAAAGCUGUCGCAAUCCAAUUGGGCGAGCACGGGGACGCGAUCGAGGACAUUAGCGUGCAUCAUGCAUGCCAUCCCGGUGCUGCAGCACAUUUCCUCCUUCACAUUAAAGGAAAACACUGGCAAUGGGCGGAAGUCUAUCAUGUGGACGCCAAAUCUGGUGAUGCCACAAAGGCAUACUCUUUACCGGCCACAGACGAACGAAGCACAUUUGCAGCGAGCAGUAGCGAUUCCACCGUCUUCUUUUCUCGCAGCACGGAGUCCGAAGUCAUUCUAUAUUCCUCAGAAUCGCAUGAGCAACUGGGUCGCUGGAUGAAAAAAGACUUCAAGACUUCUCCUGGGAGCUCUCAACCACACGCGGUUGCUGAGGUUGUCGGGAGAGGAAAAGCUAGCUUCGCUGUCCGUAUCGCCGAGUUCUCUCCUAGCGGGGAUUGGUCUCUGAUUCGCAAUGGGGAACUGCAGUGGACUAGGCCCGAGAUGUUGGCCUAUGCUAAAAUUGCUGCGUGGUCAGAGAAUGGCGGCCCCGAUGCUCUAGCGGAGGAGCUUGAUAUCGAGUCGACCAUCAAUCCUCUUACCGCCUACGUCCAUCGACUCAAGCGACAUCUCACUGAUCUGAUGAGUCUCCCCCAAUACUUGCAAGGCCUGUGGGAGACUCUCUUCAAGCCGUCCCCUGACGCAGACGCCAUUGCCCGCCAAAAUCUGGUGGGCACGAAAGUGGUGAUAGUUGGUACCGGCCGUAAAGAAUUGAUAGCUCUUGAUGCUUCCACUGCCGGUGCUCUCAAGUGGCAAACAGACCUGUCUUCCCACAUUUCCGACGGCGUUGAGAUGAAGUCAAUGACAGUGGAGAAUGGAAGAGCAUCGGUCUAUCUGUCCGAUGGAUGCUUGAUAGUGGUGAACGCUACUCAGGGCCGGCUGAUCGAGCAUCUUCCAGGGACGAUCCCUGUCUCAAAGUUGGUCCACAUCCCUGGCAGCCCUGCAUCAGCCGCAAUCAAGAUUGGACCCGAUGGCAUACCUCGCCUAGCAGAGGAUUUCGCUCCAGCCAGCGCGUUAGAAGGCAAUGUUUUGGUCACCAUCAGUAAUGAUGGGAAAGCCAUUGGUUGGAGCAUUGGUCAGAAUGUUCAAAAAACAUGGAUUCUGAAACCUCAAGAUGGAAUGACAAUCACAAGUGCUGUUUCUCGCGCGGACCAUGAUCCCGUCGCUUCGAUUGGCAAGGUUCUUGGUGACCGAUCAGUGCUUUACAAAUAUCUGUCACCCAAUGUGGCUCUCCUGGUUGCUCGAUCAGAGUCGGCACUGACGAUAUAUCUGAUGGACGCCGUCACCGGUGCCGUUCUCUACACCUCAUCUCAUCAGGGCAUCCUGUCUGGCACGGAAGUGCCUGCUGUUAUGUCAGAAAACUGGCUUGCAUAUACAUUCACGAGAGAAGAUCCCACUACAAAGGCACUUUCAACGCAACUCGUUAUUUCUGAACUCUACGAAUCUUCAGGAUCCAAUGAUCGUGGGGCUUUGGCCUCUCGAACGAAUUUCUCGUCGUUUUCAGUCGAUGCGGGUGCCAAACCUCAUGUCAUUUCUCGGGCAUUUACAGUCGCUGAACCAAUUUCACAUCUGGCCGUGUCACAGACCUCCCAGGGAAUCACCACGAGGCAGCUGUUAGCGACGCUGCCCAAUUCAAAUGCAAUUGUGGGCAUUCCUCGGGAAAUACUCGACGCCCGAAGACCUGUUGAUCGUGACCCCACCGCCACUGAGCGCGAAGAAGGUCUGGUAAAAUAUUCAGCGGCUCUCGAGUUGGAGCCCAAAUGGUUGCUAACGCAUUCUCGGGAGGUGAUGGGAAUCAAGAAGGUGAUGGCCGCACCAAGUUUACUGGAAAGUACCAGUGUAAUUUUCGCCUUUGGACACGAUGUCUUUGGCACCCAGAUUACUCCCAGCCAUGCGUUUGAUAUGCUUGGGAAGGGAUUCAACAAAACCCAGCUGGUGCUCACAGUUAUGGCUCUUGCUGUCGGUGUAUUAGCUAUUCGACCCUUGUACCUACAACCUACCACAUUUAGCUUUGACCAAUCACACAAAUAUUUCGCCAUGGUAGCAGAAACGAAACUCUAUGAUGCCCUCUCCAUCUCUCCGACCGCCACUCAAGAAGAAAUCAAGAAAGCAUACCGUAAGGCAGCCUUGAAAUGGCACCCAGACAAGAACAAAAACAACCCUAGUGCUGCUGAAAAGUUCAAAGAGGUCUCUCAGGCAUAUGAGGUUCUUUCAGAUCCUGAGAAGAGAAAGGUGUAUGAUGACUAUGGCUUGGAAUUCCUCCUGAGAGGUGGUCAAGCUCCACCUCCAGGACCUGAGGGUAUGCCCGGUGGUGGAUUUCCAGGAGGUAUGCCUCAGGGAUUCGGCUUUGGAGGAAUGCCCGGUGGUGGUGGGACCAGAUCAUUCCAUUUCAGCACCAAUGGUACUCCGGGAUUCAGUUUUUCAGAUCCAAACGAUAUCUUCUCAAACUUUAGCCGCAGCACUGGUGGAGUGGAUGACGAAGAUAUUUUCAAUUUGCUCGGUGGUGCAUUUGGAGGUGCCCGAGGAGGUGGAAGCAGGAGAAGUACCGGCACCUUUCCUUCUCGGCAACCCCGACCUCAAACCCCAGAAGUCACAGUGGUUGAACGACCACUGCAUGUCACUCUGGAAGAGUUAUUCAAAGGCGCUCACAAGAAGAUGAAGAUCAAGAGAAAGACCUUCAAUGCUCAAGGACACAGAACCACCGAAGACAAGAUUCUGGAGAUGGACAUCAAACCUGGUUUGAAGGCCGGUUCCAAGAUCAAAUUCUCGGGUGUCGGGGAUCAGGAAGAAGGUGGAACGCAAGACUUGCAUUUUAUUGUCACAGAAAAACCACAUGCAACACUCACCCGUGAUGGUGAUGACUUGCAGGCGACCAUCGAACUAAGUUUAAAAGAGGCCCUCACAGGUUGGAAGCGAACUGUCUCAACAAUCGAUGGAAGACAAUUGAACGUCCACGGAGCGGGUCCCACUCCGCCUGGGUAUGAAGAGAGGUAUCCAGGCUUGGGUAUGCCGCUUAGCAAGAAGCCGAAUGAGAGAGGCGACUUCAUCAUUCAAGUCAAGGUCAAUUUCCCGAAGUCACUGACUCCAGUACAGAAAGCAAAGAUCAAGGAUGCACUUCCUUGA